AAAAAGGUGGCAGCUCGAUGAAGUUUCUCUUUUUUUCAUUUUCCUGCACUUUACUUCACUCCUGUGGAACCAACUAGUAGGUGACACGAUGCGUGAUUUUAUUGCGCAAACUGAAGGUGCAAAGUAAAACGCCCAAGCGAAAUGGGGACAAGGCAAGGAUGUGUCUUCACUUUUAGUGCUUCUUGUGUCAACGUUUCGUUUUUUCCCGCACCCUAAGCAAUACCUACUCCCGUAGUGGACCGAUAUAAACUGCCUUUUUCUCUGUGUGUGAGAGAUCCCAACGGGUUUGUUUUCUCAUUGUAGGACGAUGAGCUAUCGAUUCAGACCCUCACAUCACUGCGGUACACUAACCAAGUACUGUCCGAGACCUUAAGGAUGUAUCCACCAAUCACCUCAUUCACAACACGCUGUGCGGGUGAAGAUUACCAGAGCGGCAAGUAUCUCAUCAAGAAAGGAAUGUCUGUCAUGGUGCCUACAUACCACCUGCAUCAUGAUCCGAUGUACUGGACGGACCCGGAGAAGUUUGAUCCCGAGAGGUUCAGCCCCGAGAACAAGCAUCUCAUAAAUCCGGCCGUAUACCAGCCGUUCGGACUAGGAGUUCGCGUGUGCAUCGGCCAGCGUCUAGCGCUCAUCGAAAUGGCCUCCGUGACGUCGCAGGUGUUGCGUCGCUUCCGGAUAACCCACGGCCCUAGUCAAAAGCCUGAUUUGGAACUCGACACGUACGCCUUUCUGGUGGCACCAAAGGACAAAGUUUGGAUUCAUCUACACAAGUUAAACAGCGCCAAAUAAAUCUGUUUUGUAGCCUA
Molecule: messenger RNA, 806 nt
Organism: Dermacentor andersoni
Lineage: Eukaryota; Metazoa; Arthropoda; Arachnida; Ixodida; Ixodidae
Product: cytochrome P450 3A7-like
Molecular function (GO): monooxygenase activity; iron ion binding; heme binding
Source: RefSeq, a predicted model, not a curated record